AAAAAUGUUAAGAUUGAUUGUUUAUCUUCUGUUUCAAAUUAUCAAUGCCGUAUAAAAAGGAAAAUCUCACUAAUCUUCUUCUUAAGAAGACUACAAUCUUCUUAACGCUAUCAUACCUCAGAACAUAAACCUGGAAGCGAUCAAAUGUCGAAAGCGAUGCUCGCAAACAAAGAAGUAAUGAACUUGAUUUUAACAUCAAUCAUUGGCAAGCACGCCAAGGGUCAGUAUAUGCCACGCACUUGUGAGUGGAUCGAUGGUAAACGUGCUGAUAUGAUUUAUGGUCCAAUGACUCCUCCAUCAAAUUUGCUACCACCAGUUAUUGUAGAGGUCCAAAACGUUGUCGAUGAGUUGUAUAUGCACCGCCUUCAGAAAUACUGUAACCAUAUUUAUGAAACUUUUGAUAAUAUUAAACCAGUUGCACUGACCAUUUGCGUGAAAUCGAUAAGAUGGGCGCAAAAAAUGUUAAGAUUUAUUGUUAAUCUUAACAUAUUUUUUUUUUUUUUUAUCUUAACAUAUUUUUUUUUUUUAUCUUAACAUA
Molecule: messenger RNA, 538 nt
Organism: Mucor mucedo
Lineage: Eukaryota; Fungi; Mucoromycota; Mucoromycetes; Mucorales; Mucoraceae
Exons: 4
Coding region: 145-534 (129 amino acids)
Source: RefSeq, a predicted model, not a curated record